Lolium rigidum is the source of this 1684-nucleotide messenger RNA. Its product is annotated as protein ALTERED PHOSPHATE STARVATION RESPONSE 1-like. Lineage: Eukaryota; Viridiplantae; Streptophyta; Magnoliopsida; Poales; Poaceae. The record is from RefSeq and is a predicted model, not a curated record.
GUGGCGCGGAACAACGGCGCCGGCGGGCUGGAGGUGUCCGUGGUGCUGCCGGGGCGCGAGCUCCUGGCGGCGCUCAAGGAGGUGGAGGAGCUCUUCGCCCGCGCCGCCGAGGCCGGCAAGGACGUCUCCGGCAUGCUCGAGGCCGCCGCCCGUGCCCCCGACCUCAAAGAGAACUCGUCGAAAAUAAUCCAUGCCAUUGCGUGGCAUCGGUCUCCGUCGUCCGUGUCCUCAUCUUAUAGAAGCGAGCUGGGAGCAAGCUCGAAUAGUUUGUCGUGGACAGAGAAGAGCGAGACCAACAAGAGCGAUAUAUUUGAAGACUAUGGUGGGAUGAAGUCUGGAAGUCACUCUCAGACUUUAGGGAGAUUGUAUGCUUGGGAGAAGAAACUUUAUGAAGAAGUUAAGGCUAUUGAUCAAAUCAGACAAACAUAUGAGAAGAAAUGUGUGCAGCUGAGGAACCAAGACGCCAAAGGUUCAGAGCUGCGUUGUGCUGAAAAAACCAGGACAAAUGUGAGAGACCUGUACACAAGGAUCUGGGUUUCUCUAAGAGCUGCAGAAUCAAUAUCGGAUAGAAUACAAAAGUUACGGGAUGAGGAGCUCCAACCGCAACUUGUCGAGCUGUUGCAUGGCUUUACAAAAACUUGGAAAGUGAUGGUGGAUUCGCAUGAAACUCAGAGACAGAUAAUGUUCGAGGUGAAUUCCUUCACCUGCCCUGCUUAUGGGAAGUUCUGCAACGACGCCCAGCGGCAUGCCACUCUCAAGCUGGAGGUUGAACUCAGGAACUGGAGGUCCUGCUUCGUGAGCUACGUCAGUGCACAGAAAUCGUACAUUGAAGCUCUCGAUGGCUGGCUGUCCAAGUUCAUCCUAACGGACACCAUCCGUUACUCCCGAGGGAUAUCCUCUAUCGUGCCCAACAGGGCUGGUGCGCCGCCUCUGGUCGUGAUCUGCCACGACUGGCACACCACGAUGUCCAAGUUCCCCUACAAGCGCGUCUCGUUCACCAUGCGGAACUUCAACCGGAGUGUGCGGGUGCUGUGGUUGAAGCAGGGGGAGGAGCAGCAGCAGAAGCGGAAGGUGGACGGGCUGGCCAAGGAGCUGGACAAGAAGGCCACUGCCUACAAGCGGGCGGAGAACAAGGUGAUCGAGACGAAGCUCCUCCUGGAGCACCGGCCGGGGGAGCAGGAGGCGAGGCAACGCGUGGAGCAGCUGUCGGAGCGCAAGGAGGCGCUGAAUGUGUUGCGGCGGCGGGUGGAGGCGGAGAAGGCGCGACACCACCACUGCAUGCGCGACACCCACGACGUGACCCUCAAUGGCUUCAAGAUCGGCCUCGCCAGCAUUUUCGAGUCGCUCGCUGAUUUUUCUCGGGACUCUGUGAAGCUCUACGAGGAUCUCCUGGCACAUGCCGGCACCCCCAAGGAGCGCUUGGAAAAGGGCUCUUCGGCCUCCGAGCAGCAGCAGCAGCAGGCCUGUGCCGACAACGAAGGGCAACCACAGAGCUCCUACCCGCACCAGGCCACCGUCGAAGCGAGAUGACUCUUGAGUCAGCAAACAGUAUUUAUCGUCUGUUUUAAUUAGGACAUUGUUGUGCUGUUGCAUUGCCCCGGUUUUUUGGACCCCUAGACUGUUUAAUCUGACGUUAAUUAGGCUUGUAGAGUAGCAGCAUGGAUGCUGGGUGGGUGGGGGCAGA